AUGGUCAAGCAUGUUACUGUUAGGACAGUCAUUAGUGUGGCUACCAUGAAUGACUGGCCUCUUUUCCAAAUGGAUGUCUACAAUGCUUUCUUACAAGGAAGUGACAUUGGUAUGAUCAAUGAGCUUAAAACGGUUCUACACCAGAACUUUAAGAUGAAUGACUUGGGUGCACUAAAAUUUUUUCUUGGUAUAGAGGUUAUGAGGUCAAGCAAAGGUAUUGUGUUAAGCCAAAGGAAGUAUGUGUUGAAGUUGAUAGUCAAUGUUUGGUUAGGAGAAGCAAAACCAACAAGUACACCUCUUGAACAAAAUCAAAAACUUACUUCAAUUGAAUAUGACGAAACUAUACAACCAACUGUCAAUGGUGAUGAGCUAGUUUUAGAUAUUGCAGUAUAUCAACAACUUCUCAGAAGAUUGCUCUAUUUGACCAACAUACGACCAGACAUAUCAUUUGCGGUUCAACACUUAAGCUAA
This is a messenger RNA of Gossypium raimondii (Peruvian cotton), 471 nucleotides long. RefSeq lists its product as uncharacterized. The record is from RefSeq and is a predicted model, not a curated record. NCBI's taxonomy places the organism in Eukaryota, Viridiplantae, Streptophyta, Magnoliopsida, Malvales, Malvaceae. The coding region runs from base 1 to 471 and encodes 156 amino acids. The transcript has 2 exons.